This is a messenger RNA of Acanthochromis polyacanthus (spiny chromis), 2501 nucleotides long. RefSeq names its product PHD and RING finger domain-containing protein 1-like. The record is from RefSeq and is a predicted model, not a curated record. NCBI's taxonomy places the organism in Eukaryota, Metazoa, Chordata, Actinopteri, Pomacentridae. Bases 1677 to 2342 code for a protein of 221 amino acids. The transcript is spliced from 5 exons.
GAGCAGGAAGCAUCUAAAACAUGCAGGACAUGGGGUCCUGAGGAACAGGGUUGAGAACCACUGCCCUAGAAGAUGCGUUUGACGCUAUCUUUGGGGGCACUUGAAGGCCAUGGUGUAUCAGGUGGAGAUACGAGACAUAAAUCAUCUCAAGGAACACAUCACCAAUGCCAUCAUAAGCAUAACUUCAACAGUGCUAAUGGAAAACAUGUAUUAAUAUGUGUUUUUGAAACAAUGGUAAUCAUAUAGAGCACAUUAUAUAAAUAAAAAAGAUUGUCCAACAUAAAAUGUUUAUUUUUCCUAUGUAUGGAAACUUAUGGCCCACCCUAUAUAAUUGUAAUGAACAUAAACAACAUAGACGCCCACAUGAGCACCUUGUGAGACGAGUGUCUUUUUUAAUCCUCAUGUGGUUUGAGGGCUGGCCUGGUGUUGUAGUUGCUUUAUGUGAGUACACCAAAGGUACAUACAGUUCAAACAUGCUUCACUUUUUCUUUUAGGUUUGUUCCUCUGUAUGAACUGUUACCUGGUUGCGAAGUCAAGGAAAAUGAAAAGUGGCAUCUGAAACUAGGUUCUUGUAAAUGAAGUGACUCAGAUGAAGGCAUCUGUGCAAAUGUCAAUAUAUAUGGAGUUACCUUGUCCUCCCCUUCAGUCUACAUUCAGUAAUUCAAAAUCAUAAAGACACAGUUGUCACAUUUUUUUAAUUUAACGGAUCAAAAAAUCUGAAAACUCCCAUCUAAAUAAGUUUUCAGACCCUUAUUUCAGUGAACAGUAGAAAGCCCUUCUACAGUUUUGCAUGACUUUAUUUGAGCAGUUUAUCAUACUUUCCCCUGCAAAUCCUUGCAAAGUUUGUCAGACUGGAUGGAAAGUUGCUGAAAUCAUAUUUACAAAAUAAAAGUGCAAAUAAAGUGAAGGGGUCUGAAUACUUUCUGAAGCCAGUGCAUGUCACAGCUGUUACUAUGGCAAAAUGAACUCUCUGUGACUGAUUUUACAUUGCCAGAUUAAGAAACACAUGGGACAAUUUAAAACUCUACGCUCUUAUGACUCUGUAGAUUGUGUUCAGUUUACUAAUGCUACAAUUUUACAUGGCACCAGGUUCACUGUGCGUGAGUAAUUAAUUAUAAUGAUAAUAAUAAACGCUUUAAAGAAGAAAAUAUUGUUCAAGGUAUAGCUGUUCUGCACAUUCUCUCUCUCACACAAGUACAGAGGAAGUCCGCGUUAGCCGCUUUUAUUCUGAAGGAACAAGACCGGAUGUUUUUUAUGUGUCGCGCGGAAUAUGAAGUAGCUUCAAAAUAGCACCUUGAGAUUUUAUUUUUCAGCUAAUAUGCGAACAGUAAUUUUGUGUGGUAACACAUGCGGUGUCUGAGUAAAAAACAAAAAAGCUGGUCGUGGUUUGUUUUAAUUAAACGCUCUACUCAGAAACGACUUCGCGAAAGUCUAAGCUACCGGCUAAUGCUAGCUAGCUAACCACCAAGCUAGUUGUCAACAUCAAAAUGUAAUUGAUGCAUCUCCGCCGCACCCGACCGAAGAACUUCAGAGUGAAGCUGUAUACGUUGUACAGCUCAGAUGGAGAUAAACAGACUCGACAUUCCUCCUGCUUUAGCCGUGUCCUAAAAACGGCGUCACAAAAGUCCUUAAAUAAAAUCUAAACAGAUGCAGUGUUGUCCUGUUACAUUUACGACAUGGAUCAGUCAAAUGCAGCUGUUGGUAAAAGUGGGCUUUUGAUGUCAGAUUUAGAUAAAUGCUACAUCUGCCUGAGUCCCUUUGAACAGCAGACGGUGGGCUCUCUGGACAACUGCCAGCAUGUCUUUUGUCUUGAAUGUAUCCAGCAGUGGUCUCAGACAGCCAACACUUGCCCAGUGGAUCGGAUCAGUUUUGCUUUCAUCUACCAGAGACAGUGCCCUGGAGGGGACGUACAAAAGGAGAUCAAAGUUAUUCCGCGGAAGCAGGAGGAGGAUGAUGAGGAGGAGGAGGAGGAGGAGGAAGAGAGCAAUGCUGUUGUCUGUGAGGAAUGUGGACUUAGCGAUCAGGGUCACCAGAUGCUGGUGUGCAGCCGCUGUGAUUCAGGGUAUCACGUGGACUGUUUGACGCCACCAUUUAACAGAAGCCCUGAAGGUUUCUGGAUUUGUCCUGAGUGUGUGCUCAUACCUUAUUAUACAGGCAGCACCAUUGAGGAGGAGAUCAGUGAUGGAGAACUAGCAGACCUCCUUGCUGAUGUGGAUGAAGCUUCAUUGAGCAGCAGCCGCCUUCGGCCCGUGAUUGGUCCCAGCAGCUCCGCUGAAAGACGACGCAGCGCCAGAAUCCAGAGCAGAGCCAGCAGGAAUCCAAGUGGUCGCUCCCAAUCCUGAGUGCCAAGAGAUUAUUUAAUGAGCUGCUAAUGUGAGGAUUUCGCAUUAUCAACUUUUUUUUUGAAAAAUAAAGUGUACUUGUGAAGAAUUCUGAAUAGAUUUAUGUGUGCAUGAAAGUACAAAGUGUCUCUUUAAUAAAAUGUCAUGUAGAACCCAGUA